GGAGCCCAACAGGGUACAGUUUCUGUGAGGAUCGGUCAUAAUGUAAAUAUGAUCCAUUUUCUAUCCCAUAAUCUGAACCGGACUCAUUGAUUCCAGUGCGUGUGAUCAGCAGAUGACUUCAUCGACGCUCGUCCUCUCUCUCACUGCCUUUCCCUGCUCUGGGAAGGUGAAGCCUUUAGAAUAACACCGCUGGCCGCAAUGAGACGAAUAACGGGAAAGGGGAAGGAUGAAACUUUGAUCGAGCUGCAGAGCGCCACGGAUUCACAGACAGGAGAUGGUCCGGCAGUCUUGACAGCAUUCAGGAUAAACCUGCACUCAGAUGAAAACAGUGCAAAUGGGGUCGAUUCACUAUCUGAAAGAACACCACUGCCUGGACAUACAGAGACCGACAAGCUACAACCAAACAAAGACACCGUGUUCUUCAGGGACGGGGUUCGGAGGAUAGAUUUUGUGUUGUCCUAUGUAGAUGACAAAGAUGGAGAAAAGAAACAGGAUAGGAGGAGGGAGUUUGAGGCCAACCUUGAGAAGGAAGGUCUGGAGCUGGAGACGGAGGACAAAUCGGACUCCAAAGACAAAAAGACAUAUUUCUUGAAGAUCCAUGCUCCGUGGAAUGUACUGACCACCUAUGCAGAUGUCUUAAAGGUCAAAGUUCCCUUCAAAACCAGUGAUGUCCCCCACGGUCAGGAGGUCCCACUGGAGUGGCUCUCACAUCCUUUCCGCCUGCCAGAACACAUCAUGCGUCCACAACCUGACUACUUCACCUACCCCUUCGACAAGACCAAGACCAACUUCUUCCUCAUCACUGACAAAGAUACUUUCUUCCCGCCUUCCACAAGAAACAGAAUUGUGCUCUACAUCCUGGCUCGUUGUCCGUACUACAAAGAUGAUCAGAAAGACAGAGACAAGACGGGAAUCAAGCGACUGCUCAGCAAUGGGACGUACACAGCAUCCUUUCCACUACAUGAUUGUCGGUACUGGAAACGGGCAAGAAACGCUGAGUGCGAGAGCGAGCGCUACAACUUGUACCAGCACUGGGCCAGGUUUCUCUGCUUUUACAAAGAGCAGCCGCUCAACCUCAUCAGGAAGUACUAUGGGGAGAAGAUUGGGAUCUACUUUGCCUGGCUGGGCUUCUACACUGAGAUGCUGUUCUUUGCAGCCGUCAUGGGCCUUAUAUGUUUCACCUAUGGAGUGCUGAGUUAUGAUGACAACAUGUCAAGCAAAGAAAUAUGUGACGCCAACAUUGGGGGAAGUAUUGUGAUGUGUCCACUUUGUGAUAAAAAGUGCUCUUUCUGGAAGCUCAACUCUACGUGCCUCUCCUCCUGGCAAUCCCAUCUGUUUGACAACGAGGGAACGGUAUUCUUCGCCAUAUUUAUGGGGAUUUGGGUAACUCUGUUUCUGGAGUUCUGGAAACGACGUCAAGCCCGACUGGAGUAUGAGUGGGACUUGGUGGACUUUGAGGAGGAACAGCAGCAGCUUCAAAUCCGGCCCGAGUUUGAGAUCCAAUGCACUAACAAGAGACUCAACAAGAUCACACAGGAAUUGGAGCCAUAUCUCCCUGUCACCAGCAAGUGUGCUCGCUUCUGCCUCUCAGCUGCCACUGUUAUAUUCUGGAUUUCUCUGAUAUUGGCCUGUGUCAUUGGGGUCAUAGCAUACAGGCUGGCUGUGUAUGCUGCCUUUGCAAGUAUCAUUAAAGACCCCCUGAGGAAGAUCCAGGUGGUGGGCAGAUUCAUCACUCCGCAGCUAGCGACGUCUGUCACCGCCUCCUGCAUCAACUUUGUCAUCAUCAUGAUCCUCAACUUCUUCUAUGAGAGGGUGGCCAUUUGGAUCACUGAUAUGGAAAUCCCAAAGACCCACCUUGAAUAUGAGAACAGGCUGACCAUGAAGAUGUUCCUCUUCCAGUUUGUCAACUACUACUCAUCGUGCUUCUACGUGGCCUUCUUCAAGGGGAAAUUUGUUGGUUCUCCUGGCGACUACACAUAUAUGUUUGGCAAACUGAGGAAUGAGGAAUGUGACCCUGGAGGCUGUCUGAUUGAGCUGACCACACAGCUGGUGAUUGUCAUGGCAGGAAAACAACUCUGGGGGAACAUUCAGGAAGCUCUGCUGCCGUUGAUGCGUAACUGGUGGAGUAGCAGAAAGGGACGACACCAUCCUGAGAACCAUUCCAGCCGUUGGGAGCAGGACCACGUCCUGCAGAACUUCGGCCAGCUGGGAUUGUUUUAUGAGUACCUGGAGAUGGUGAUCCAGUUUGGUUUCAUCACAUUGUUUGUGGCCUCUUUCCCCUUGGCUCCGCUGCUGGCUCUGUUCAACAACAUCCUGGAGAUCAGGGUGGAUGCCUGGAAGUUCACCACCCAGUUCAAGAGACCAGUGGCGUCCAAGGCCCGAAACAUCGGAGCGUGGCAGGAAAUCCUCAACGCAGUGGCCAUUUUGUCUGUUGUUACCAACGCUUUUAUAAUGGCAUUCACCUCCGACAUGAUCCCCCGUAUGGUCUUCCUGUAUGCCUACGGUGAAGAUGCCAGCAUGAGGGGAUACGUUAACAACAGCCUGUCAAUAUACAACAUCUCUCAGAUACUUGAGCACAACAUGCCCGAGGUCCGAGACAACUGGUUUGAUAACUCCACCACCACCUGCAGAUACCGUGACUACCGUUACCCUCCAGGCCACCAGAAGGAGUACAUGCACAACAUGCAGUUCUGGCACAUCCUGGCAGCCAAAAUGGCCUUCAUUAUAAUCAUGGAGCAUGUCGUGUUUGUGGUGAAGUUCUUCGUGGCGUGGAUGAUCCCCGACGUCCCUUCAGACGUGAAGGCUCGGUUUAAACGAGAACGCUACUUGAUUCAAGAAUACCUGCAUAACUACGAGGUGGAAAGGCUCAAACUCCAGCUGAGUGCCAGUUUCAUAACGGAGCCGCAGUCAGAAACGUCCUUGAUGACGGACAAGCAUGAAGUGUUGUCUGAGUGUCUGUAGCCUCAAACUUCAAGCCACCAACGGUCUGAGAGCAUUCAUAUAGAAGGGCCCCUGUUUUUGGGUUAAAAAACACUAUUAUCUUUUUUUGCUGAAUGGACUCCUAUAUUAGGAUGCAACAUUUCGCUUAAACUUUGCUUAAAAUCUGCUUUUUGAGCCGAAGAAACAUUCCUGUGCCAAUACAAGAUAGUGGGAAGAUAACAGCAAAGAGCAAAAGAUUUUAAGUGCAGCUUAUAUCAUUCUCCAUGUAAUGUCUUCUGACUGAAAAAAAUCAUAAUCUCUGUAUGUGCCGAUAGAGUUAAAGUUUGUGGUGUUGAACAUGUGACAUUAGGUGUAAUUAGCCUUUAAAUAGUUGGCUAUGAUAUCAUUAAUUAAAUGUUCUGCAUGUGAUUCUUCUGAUUAGAAUACAAGAUGAAGGCCUGGAAAAUAUGUGUAUGAUUUAAAAACGUUUGUGGUUAAGAUAUUCAUAUCAUUAUAGAGAUAUAUCUUAUACAUUACAUAGCCUUUUUCUGUCAUUUAACUGUUACUGUAGGCUUACAUUACUUUUUUGAAUUGGUAGCUACAGAAUGUUUACAUCCACUGAUCUAUAGCUGGGCUAUGAGAUUGUCAGUUUUGUUUUGAGUGUGUCAUUUUUAGGGAAAGUUUGAAAACCAAGUAUUUCCUUCAUAUUGCAGUGAUAGUCUAAAAAUCACAAGUGUGUGUAUCAGUCCAGCCUGUGUUAGUAACAUGGUGAGACAUCAGCUUCAGGCUCGUGCAUCUCAUCUUCCAAAGAUAUUGCCAACUUGCUGUGGGACCAAUUAGAAGAUUUCUACCAAGAGAAAAGACUACAAAAAGGAAAUAUUAUUAAAGAUUUUAUGUUUGAAUACAAUCAGUUUAUGUGCAUGAGUUAAGGUCAAUCAAGUGUCAGCCCUUCUCCUCCUUGUGCUACAUACGGAUAAUAAAUGGCCUAUAUUUCUGUUUACAGAUUUCCCAUUAUUGGUGUCUCCACAUACUGUAGGCAUAAACAAUUGUAACCUUCAUUACAGAGAUAAACAGAAAGGAGAAGAACUUAUUGUGCCUUGGUUGGGAUACAUGUGAGUGAUGAUUUCAGUGAGGGGCUUUCAGUAACCAAUUCAUACUCUCUGGUUUCUAAGUGUUGCUCUAAAUAUAAAUAAUAUAUCAUCUAUUUAAAUAGGUUGCAGUGCAAUUAACUUACUGAUCUGCUUCUGUUCUGUAGCUCGAAGCUUUUGUAUUUUGAGUUACUUAUCAAUUUAUUUGCAACACCUGAUUUCUUAUUUUGUACUAUUCACUGCCUUGUAACGACCGUCGAGCAGUGUUAGAUCAAACAGUUCUUCAGGUGCAAAUAUUUAUAUAUUUGUACUUUGUCAAGGGACCAGAUUGUUAAAUUUCUUUUUGAUUAUAUUUCUUAACAGUAGAUAAGUGAUUUAUGAGAUACAGGAUCACUUUGUAUCCUCUUUGGCCUAAUGUGUUUUUCUGUUUAUAUUGAAACCUCCUCGCAAUUCACUGUAACUGAUGCAGUGGCGAUUUCCAUAUAUAUUAGCAAAUUAUAUUUGACAGUCAAAAGCUAAACCUGAACAACUCACGUCAGGAUUAAACACCUGCUGAUGUUUGUUGAGCAUCAUUUGUUGAUAAAGUAUGCAGAUGUCAGACGUGUGCAGAGUGUGUUCCUGCAACAUGCAUGAUGUAUUUCCAACAAACAAUUGCCUUAAACCUCUGUGCAUUCUUGUUUUUGAAUAGUUUUGUAAUGACAAAGUUUCCGAUCUGAAUUCAAAACAUCUUUCAUAAAACAUGUUCUGUUGCUCGUCAUUGCAAAGCUGCUGUCUGGUUUGAAUUGCAUGAAUUGCUUUACAUAUUUCUGUCAGUUAUAUUCUAAGUACACUAUAGCUGAUUGUACAGAAAUGCAUGAAAGCUGUUAAUAUUCACAAUAAAUAAAGAUAUAACUA
Molecule: messenger RNA, 4901 nt
Organism: Anoplopoma fimbria (sablefish)
Lineage: Eukaryota; Metazoa; Chordata; Actinopteri; Perciformes; Anoplopomatidae
Gene: ano5b
Product: anoctamin 5b
Exons: 21
Coding region: 199-2961 (920 amino acids)
Biological process (GO): chloride transmembrane transport
Cellular component (GO): plasma membrane
Molecular function (GO): protein dimerization activity; chloride channel activity
Source: RefSeq, a predicted model, not a curated record